AUGGCGACGCACUCACGGCCACAUCACACUUCCGGCGGGUGCGGGGGGAAGUGCCGGCGCCCUUCAGGGACGGGCCGAGGAGGGGCGGAUCGCUCUCAUUGGUGGAGAAUGCCCAGAGAGGGCGGGACGAAGGGGCAACGGGCUUCGCUGAUUGGCUGCCGCUCGACGGCGCGGCGGCCGGGUCGUGCGGGCGGAAGCGGCGCACGGCGGAGGCGCGGCGGGACGGAAGGAGGUGACUGGAAAAUGGAGAAAACUUUGAUCAGAAUUCAUCCAGUUUCUGAUCCAGAAGCAGAGUAUUUUCUACAAGUAUCAUGGGAAAAAGAUAUAAGCAGUGGCUUUGGUAUAAUACUUACCGAUGGUGAAUAUGCAUGGACUGGGACAGUGUCUGAAGCUGAAAUUUCUAGGGAGGCUGCUGACAUGGAAAUGAACAGAGAAAAAUAUGUUGAAGAAUUGAAGAAAGCACUGAUAUUUGGAGAAGAAUCAGCUGGCAAAUACAACUUCACCGUUUCAGUGGAUGAAGAAAAUGCACAGUGUCAUUUCUCCUAUGAAAGAAAUCUGAAAGAUGGCUCUGUAAGUAUGAUUAAAUGCUUAAAUUUGACUCUUAAUUAUGAGAAGAAUCUUGUUGGUGAGAUGAGGUUUAGACUUGGAUCUCUGAAGCUACAAAAAGUUUCACAUCCAGCUGAUGUGGUUAAAGAGCUGAUUGGCUAUUGUCUGGACUGCUUAGGAGGACUCCAGGUGAAAAAUGAGCACCUGCAAAAAGAAAAUGAGAGGCUUUUCUGUGAUUUGAGUGAUGUUGAGAAAAGGCUGGAAAAAUGUGUAGAAGCUAAAGAAGAACUAGAGGCAGAUCUUUAUAAUCGGUUUGUUUUGGUGCUGAAUGAAAAGAAGACGAAGAUAAGAAACUUGCAGAAAUUGUUGAAUGAAGCUAAAGAAUUGGCAGUGGAUACCCAAUGUACAAGGGAUAGUAUAGCUACAACACAGAUGGCAACAGAGAAAGAAGAUGACUAUGAUGGCAGCACUGAGGAGGAAAGUGAAAAUUUAAUACAGUCCUCAUUACCAUCAGCACCAGAACGAAGAGAUUCCCUACUGGGUAGUCCUGAUGUCAUCAGUACUGCUCCAAGACGAAAGAGGAGACAAAGAACAAUGAAUCCUGCUGGGACAGAAGCUAAGAUAGCAACUUAUGAGACAGAAAUGCUAGCAAAGGAAAAAACAGAUCUCUCCUCACAGAAGACAGCAGGCAAGCACUCCCCAGAUGUGAUGUCUCUUGAAACACUGGAAAACACUUGUGAGCCAGAGGACCUCUUUGAUGACAUCUAGCUACAUGCUGGCUGAGAAACUGAGAGACUGGUGCUCCACAUCAUGUUGAGCUAUAAAACUAAAAAGCUUUGUUAUACACUCAGCUGAAAUCUUUACAGUAUGUGAUGACAUAUUGCUCUAAUCCUCUUGCACUGCCCUUAUCCCCAUCCUUCACUACACGGCUGCAGAUCCCUUGGUUUCCUUAGGCUUUGUUUGUGCCAGCCUUGAAAUCAGUUCAGCCUCUAUGCAGAUCUUUUACCACACUUAUGUGGGGAAAAGAGCACGCUCACAACAUUUUUACAUCAUAACAGUCUUUGGCUGCUGACUGUAUCCAGGAUCAACUGUUUUUCAGAUGUCCCCAGAGAAUCGUUCAGACAAAAGGAAGACUUAAGGACAUCACUGUACUUACCUUACAUACUACCACUUUCCUGGGGAGCUCAGUUUAGAUAUGGUUUAGCUAAUUCAUUCUUGACUUUAAAUGAGAUAUAUAUCUUUCAAAAAUGAAGUAUCCAAAGAAGCUACAUUUUUAUUUUUAUUUGAAGAUUCUUUGUAGUAUCAUACAUUACAAAGUACAUUCUUGCAUUUGGGAAUAAAGUUUAAGUCUGAAUCUAUUUUAAGCUUCUGUAGAAACUCGUAGCCUUUAAAACUGAUGUUUUCAUAUUUCAUUAUUUUUCCUAAUUAUUUUUCUAAAACAAUAAAAUGC
Phasianus colchicus (ring-necked pheasant) is the source of this 1996-nucleotide messenger RNA. The record is from RefSeq and is a predicted model, not a curated record. Lineage: Eukaryota; Metazoa; Chordata; Aves; Galliformes; Phasianidae.